Messenger RNA from Tupaia belangeri chinensis (Chinese tree shrew), 4324 nucleotides. RefSeq names its product tyrosine kinase non receptor 2 (gene TNK2). NCBI's taxonomy places the organism in Eukaryota, Metazoa, Chordata, Mammalia, Scandentia, Tupaiidae. The record is from RefSeq and is a predicted model, not a curated record. Gene Ontology annotation, biological process: negative regulation of epidermal growth factor receptor signaling pathway; signal transduction; regulation of keratinocyte differentiation. The transcript has 16 exons. Gene Ontology annotation, molecular function: protein binding; protein tyrosine kinase activity; protein serine/threonine/tyrosine kinase activity. The coding region runs from base 294 to 3551 and encodes 1085 amino acids.
GCAGAACGGAAGGCCCUGGCUGCAGCUAGCCAGGAGGGGAGCUAGCCUGUCUGCCCCUACCAGUUAGCCAGCUGUGGCACCCCGGCAGGGCUUGCAAAGGCUUGCAGGAGUGCAGAGGGGCCCGCCUCAUUCUCCUGUCCCAUUUCCCACCCCCUGGCCUGGGAUUUGGGGCAGCUCCUGGAGAGGCCAGCUUCCCUCUGAGCAGAGCACAAAAGCUAGGAGCUGAGGUCCCUGCUUGCACACUUUGUGGGCCAGAGCCCUGGUGAUCAGCCUGGGGAUCCAGCUCCGAGGAGAUGCCAGCAGCGCGUCGGUUCCCUGGCCUGGAGCUCUCCUUCCCGCUCCUGGCCAGACUGCGGCGACGUCUGUACACAAGGCUGGGAAGCAGCAGCAUGCAGCCAGAGGAGGGCACGGGCUGGCUGCUGGAGCUGCUGUCCGAGGUGCAGCUACAGCAGUACUUCCUGCGGCUCCGCGAUGACCUCAAUGUUACCCGCCUGUCCCACUUCGAGUAUGUCAAGAAUGAGGACCUGGAGAAGAUCGGCAUGGGCCGGCCUGGCCAGCGGCGGCUGUGGGAGGCAGUGAAGAGGAGGAAGGCCCUGUGCAAACGCAAGUCAUGGAUGAGCAAGGUGUUCAGUGGAAAGCGGCUGGAGGCUGAGUUCCCUCCUCAUCACUCCCAGAGCACCUUCCGGAAAACCUCACCCACCCCAGGGGGCCCAUCAGGGGAGGGCUCCCUGCAGAGCCUCACCUGCCUGAUCGGGGAGAAGGACCUGCGCCUCCUGGAGAAGCUGGGCGACGGCUCCUUUGGCGUGGUGCGCAGGGGCGAGUGGGAUGCGCCCUCGGGGAAGACGGUCAGUGUGGCUGUGAAGUGCCUGAAGCCCGAUGUGCUGAGCCAGCCAGAGGCCAUGGAUGACUUCAUCCGGGAAGUCAACGCCAUGCACUCGCUUGACCACCGAAACCUCAUUCGCCUCUAUGGUGUGGUGCUCACACCACCCAUGAAGAUGGUGACAGAGCUGGCGCCUCUGGGUUCGCUGUUGGACCGGCUGCGGAAGCACCAGGGCCACUUCCUCCUGGGGACCCUGAGCCGCUAUGCUGUGCAGGUGGCUGAGGGCAUGGGGUACCUGGAGUCCAAGCGCUUCAUUCACCGUGACCUGGCUGCUCGAAAUCUGCUCUUGGCUACCCGGGACCUGGUGAAGAUUGGGGACUUCGGGCUGAUGCGAGCGCUACCCCAAAAUGAUGACCACUACGUCAUGCAGGAACAUCGCAAGGUGCCCUUUGCCUGGUGUGCCCCCGAGAGCCUGAAGACACGUACCUUCUCCCACGCCAGUGACACGUGGAUGUUCGGGGUCACGUUAUGGGAGAUGUUCACCUACGGCCAGGAGCCCUGGAUCGGCCUCCACGGCAGUCAGAUCCUGCAUAAGAUCGACAAGGAGGGGGAGCGUCUGCCCCGGCCCGAGGACUGCCCCCAGGACAUCUACAAUGUCAUGGUCCAGUGCUGGGCCCAUAAGCCGGAGGACAGACCCACGUUUGUGGCCCUGCGAGACUUCCUGCUGGAGGCCCAGCCCACAGACAUGCGGGCCCUUCAGGACUUUGAGGAGCCAGACAAGCUGCAUAUCCAGAUGAACGAUGUCAUCACUGUCAUUGAAGGAAGGGCUGAGAACUACUGGUGGCGCGGGCAGAACACACGGACGCUGUGUGUGGGGCCUUUCCCUCGCAACGUGGUGACCUCAGUGGCUGGCCUGUCGGCCCAAGACCUCAGCCAGCCUCUGCAGAACAGCUUCAUCCACACGGGGCAUGGCGACAGUGACCCCCGCCACUGCUGGGGCUUCCCUGACAGGAUUGACGAACUGUAUCUGGGAAACCCCAUGGACCCUCCUGACCUUCUAAGUGUGGAGCUGAGCACCUCCCGGCCCACCCCGCACCUAGGAAGGGUGAAACGGGAGCCUCCACCUCGCCCACCUCAGCCUGCCAUCUUCACUCAGAAACCAACCUACGACCCUGUGAGCGAGGACCAAGACCCGCUGUCCAGCGACUUCAAGAGACUGGGCCUGCGGAAGCCAGGCCUGCCCCGAGGGCUGUGGCUAGCGAAGCCCUCAGCCCGGGUGCUGGGCACCAAGGCCCGUGGCGGGGGCGAGGUCACGCUCAUCGACUUCGGGGAGGAGCCUGUGGUCCCCGCCCCUCGGCCCAGCGCACCCUCCCUGGCCCAGCUGGCCAUGGACGCCUGUUCAUUGCUGGACAAGACCCCGCCCCAGAGCCCUACUCGGGCCCUGCCCCGGCCCUUGCACCCCACGCCUGUGGUGGACUGGGACGCUCGCCCGCUGCCCCCGCCUCCUGCCUAUGAUGACGUAGCUCAGGAUGAGGAGGACUUCGAGGUCUGCUCCAUCAAUAGCACCCUGGUGGGCUCAGAGGUCUCUGCAGGGCCCAGCCAGGGCGAGACCAAUUACGCCUUCGUGCCUGAGCAGGUGCGGCGCCCCCUGCCCCUGGAGGACAACCUGUUCCUCCCGCCCCAGGGUGGCAGUAAGCCACCCAGCUCCACCCAGACCGCAGAGAUCUUCCAGGCGCUGCAGCAGGAGUGCAUGCGGCAGCUGCAGGUGCCGGCUGGCUGUCUGGCCCACUCUCCCAGCCCAGUGGGCGACGACAAGCCCCAGGUGCCACCUCGGGUACCCAUUCCCCCUCGGCCCACACGCCCACGUGUCGAGCUGUCUCCAGCCCCCUCAGGAGAGGAGGAGACAAGUCGGUGGCCUGGACCUGCCUCCCCUCCCCGGGUGCCUCCAAGGGAGCCCCUGUCCCCUCAAGGCUCGAGGACCCCCAGCCCCCUGGUGCCACCCAGCAGCUCCCCGCUGCCACCUCGGCUCUCAAGCUCACCUGGGAAGACCAUGCCUACCACCCAGAGCUUCGCCUCUGACCCCAAGUACGCCACGCCCCAGGUGAUCCAGGCACCUGGCCCACGGGCCGGUCCCUGCAUCCUGCCCAUCGUCCGCGACGGCAAGAAGGUCAGCAGCACCCACUACUAUCUGCUGCCGGCCCCCCCACCCUACCUGGAGCGCUACCAGCGCUUCCUGCGCGAGGCCCAGAACCCCGAGGAGACGGCGCCCCUGCCUGCACCCCUGCUGUUGCCCCCACCCAGCACCCCAGCCCCAGCCGCCCCCACUGCUACUGUUCGACCCAUGCCCCAGGCUGCCCCAGACCCCAAGGCCAACUUCUCCACCAACAACAGCAACCCAGGGGCCCGGCCCCCUGCCCUGAGGGCCUCUGCUCGGGCACCACAGAGAGGCUGCCCUGGGGAUGGGCCGGAGGCUGGACGGCCAGUAGACAAGAUCCAGAUGCUGCAGGCCAUGGUGCAUGGAGUGACCACAGAGGAGUGCCAGGCUGCCCUGCAGAGCCACGGCUGGAGCGUGCAGAGGGCUGCCCAGUAUCUCAAGGUGGAACAGCUCUUCGGGCUGGGUCUGCGGCCACGGGGGGAGUGCCACAAAGUGCUGGAGAUGUUCGACUGGGACCUGGAGCAGGCCGGCUGCCACCUGCUGGGCUCGUGUGGCUCCGCCCACCACAAGCGCUGAAGUGCUUCAGGAGAGCCGGAGGGUCUGCUCUGAAGGAAUCACUUGAGCCUGUCCGUCUGACAAGGGCGGGGAGACGCCCCACCCAGACCUGGAGGACCUGCUGCUCCCAGUGGACGGAGCGAGGCCAGGGCAGCAGGAGGCUAGGAGCCUCGCCUUGCCCGUCCCUCCCUCACCCAGCACGGUCCCUGCACACUUCGGUUCAAGCCUCGACUCCAGCCAGGAUGUGAGGAAGAGCCUGUGAAGGCAGGCCCCGUGUACGACCUGCCUCUGGCUUCCGUCCAGGGCUGGGGUGGUGCCCCCAGCUGCCCAGAAGGACCGGACUGAGAGGAAGCCAGGCUUGACCUGGGCAAGGAGGACGUGUUGGCCACAUAGAAGAUGGACCCGUGCCCAGUGGGCCCCCAUGGGCUGGGCCCCUCUCCAGGGAGAGAAAGACAGUUGGGGUGUCAGGCAGAGUGACUUGCAGCCUCGCCGUAGACAUGUUACAGGGCUUGGCUGGUCUUAGGGUUCUGUGCCUGAAAAUAGCCCGAGGUGGCUCGGGAAAGGGUGAAAGGGUGCCAGGCCAUUCUCUGGCAGGGACCAGGGCCCAGGGCCCCAGGGUUGGAAGGCGACCAAGGGGCAGCUGCUCUGGAGGGACACCAGUGCUUCCUCCUGACCCCAACUCUUCCCCUGUGCUGUUCUGUGUUUCCCCACCAUCUCUGUUGCCAAAGUCGCCGGCCCAGCCAUCCAUACCUGCUUCUUCCAGAGAAAUAAAAGUUAGUUUCUAUUUUAUGUUA